Molecule: messenger RNA, 4043 nt
Organism: Xiphophorus hellerii (green swordtail)
Lineage: Eukaryota; Metazoa; Chordata; Actinopteri; Cyprinodontiformes; Poeciliidae
Gene: tnfrsf11a
Product: tumor necrosis factor receptor superfamily, member 11a, NFKB activator
Exons: 10
Coding region: 274-2238 (654 amino acids)
Biological process (GO): tumor necrosis factor-mediated signaling pathway; response to interleukin-1; ossification
Cellular component (GO): external side of plasma membrane
Molecular function (GO): tumor necrosis factor receptor activity; cytokine binding
Source: RefSeq, a predicted model, not a curated record
GCUUUUACAAGUUCCCGCAUGCAGACUCUAACACACAUUGUGAAUGGAAGCACCGGGGGAAGAUGAGAAGGCCUGUGGGAGCUGCCGUUGCUUAACGGGGAAUGAAGAAGCAGGAAUGCCCUGACAGUUUGUGGCGGAAAUCCUUCCACUCUUUGGCUCCACACAGCAAGAAGAAGUGAUUUGCAGUGAGGAUACUUGGGGAAAAGGCUGCGAAGGGGGGGGACCUGAUUUCUGGACUUUGCGUUAAGACGCAGAAGCAUCCAUAACUGAAAAAUGAGGUGGAUCUUCCGAGGGUGGAUAACGUGUGUGCUCCUCACCUUUUCCGCACAGGAUGCAAUCUCCAAAUCGGCCCAGUGCAGAGAAAGUCACUACUUCAACGGCUCCACGUGUUGCAAAAAGUGUCCACCAGGUCAGCGUGUGUUUUCUUACUGCAAUGAAUCCCAAGACACCGUAUGCGUAGACUGCAGUCGAGAUACCUAUCAGCCUGGCUGGACGGCAGACACGAACUGUAUCAAGAAGAAGUUCUGCGAUGAGGGGAAGGGAUUUAUGAAGAGAAAUGCUCAUAGUGAAGACUUGAAGAGAGAAGAACAGUGUCAAUGCAAGCCUGGUUUCCAGUGUUCGCUCAUCAACUGCGAAUUCUGUGAGAAGAUACCCACCUGUGGGCCUGGUUCCGGACUGGAGGAAGAAGCUGCUUCAAAAAAUGGAAGGAAAACUUGUGUUGCAUGCAAGAACGGCUUCUACUCUGCUAAGGAAGAUCAGGAACAAUGCAAAGAGUGGACCAAAUGUAAGGCUGAGGGCAAGAGUGAGACUCAACCAGGCAGCGCUCAGGCCGAUGCAGAGUGUGGACCACCUGUCUUUGGUUCCUGGUUUAUAGUUUCAUUGCUGUCAGUGAUUACUGUUCUGUGUCUCCUCAUUCUGCUGCUUUUCUGUUACAAGGACAAACUCAAGUUACUUUCUGUUAAUCUCCGAUCCUGUGUCCAGAAUCUGAAGAGGAGCAGGAUACAACAGGAGACGUUGGCCCCUCUUUACCGCAGUGGAGCUGAAGGAGGAGGAAUACCAGAAGUCGUUGGCUCCAAAUGUGCACCGUGUGAGAUGACCAAACUCAUCUGCCAGGCUUCUCACAAUCCUGAGUUUGACCCCCCAUCCACCUUCUCAGCGUCUGUUCCCUGCGUCAGGAUCUCUCUGCCCUUCACAGAGGGAAUGGCAGAAAAAGAAGGGGCUAGGGAUAAGAUGGUGACCGAGACCGAGAGCCAGGGUUCCGGAGAACCAGAGGAACUGUCAGAGGAGGAGGUUGUUAAUGCGUCUCCACUUUUGGCAGGUUCCUGUGUGUGCGUCAGUCUUGUUCGCGAGCCACUCGAAGUGGGAGAGAAUGAAGACUGUAGCCAGGCGGUUAUUCCAGGGACAUCGGGAACAUGCUCAUGCGGGGGCCUUGAAGGUAAACGGGAUGGAGAGGAAAACAGAAAAGAGGAUAAAAGGGACAAUCGAAUACCUGAGGAAAGGGUCGACCAGGAAAAGACGGGCUCAUCCAUGAGUGAGAUGUGUGUUAGAUCACUUGUCUCAGUUUGUCCUCCACUCGUCCACUCCUCCUCUCCAGCUCCUCCAUCCAAUCUCCUUCCUGAACUCUGCUUGCCGUUGUCCCAGGCUCUGGUGACGCCGCAACUAGGGUUCUCCCUGUCUGACAAGUCCCUAAUAAAGCAGGACGAAUUAUAUAGACUGGCAAGCACAGAAUCUGACUCAACUAGAAACAAUGCAGCCUCCGCUAUGACCCUGGUCAGUGCUGUGAUGAUGUCCACAUCUGCUGGAGAACUGUACCUGGACAAGCCCCAAGAGGCCUCCAGACCGGAGCCAGGGCAGGGAGGUUCCUGCGGGACCAGCAGGGAGAACAAGAUCUCUUUGGAGGAGUCGGAACUGGAGUGCUCGCCUGAGAGUCUCCACAGUGAGCUGGCUGAACCGACUCCUACCUCAGGUCUUGUUUCUGGCAGCCACAACACCACCUUCAUCUCCAGCGGUCAGGUGAUGAACGUCACCGGUGACGUCAUCGUCGUCUACGUCAGCCAGACGUCUCAGAGCAGCGACGAGGGCGGGCCGGACGGCGCCUUCGGGAGCCCCGUGCAGGAAGAAGCCAACGAGACAGCCCCGUUUUUCCAGAGCUGCCUUAGGUCCCCGGGGGACUCCAUUUCCCAUAGCACCUUGCGAGAACAGACUCUGCCAGUGCAAGAAAUGAUACUGGGAAAGUGAAGGGUGAUGAGCAGCGGUCCGAAGAGUGAUCAUCUCUACAACCUUAAGGUCUAUCGCAAUUAUGUAAUGGGUUUAUUGUUAAAAUAACACCAAAUAAAAACAAAGUUUGGUUUUCUUAAGUUUUACAUACAUUUCAUCUCACAUUGUUUCCAGACCUUCUUAGUUGGAAACAAUUUUCUUUCCAGACAGUGAUGUGUAAUUUUCUAGGGAACUGAGUUCAUUCUGGGGAAAAAAAAAAAGAAAAAAAAAGAUUUUUUUGUUGCAUGGAAAUUUCGGCUGGAUCUCGACACUAAUAGUUAAUACAUAUCUAAUUUCUCACUUUUCAUCCUCCACACUUAUGUCUUCAAACUCUUCUCUAAGUUUGACAUCUGGAUGAUUUAAGAGCUUCCUCACGUAACAAAACAUCCACCAUGUGGAAAUUAUUUUCAAUGGGUUUUUUUUGUUGUUUUUUUUUAUGAUUGAAACUGUGCUCUGUUAGCCACACUUGGACCUGGCAGAACACAGAGUCUGUACAAAGAUGAUGAUGAUGAUGAAUUUUAAGCAUUUCACUGAGUGAAGCUCGCAGAAGCUAUAUUUUUUGCAUUAUGAAAACGCAUCAAGUUCUGAUAUGACAACUGUUUAAUCUGUACAGAGACUUUGUUUGUUGUCUUCUUAUUGCGCCCGAUGUGCAAUUUGUGUCUAAGAGAAAAAUGCUAUGCAUUUGAUAAGCUAUCUUAUUGCUGGAUUGUUUUUAUUUUGCAAAUUUUAAUGAAGAAAAUCAAAAUGUUUCAAGAAUGUUUUUCUAAAGGUAAGUUCUUAAUGCUCUUUGUCCGAAAUUUCAGAAGUGAUAGAUGAUUGUAUAUAUUCUAAAGAAGCAUUAUCUAUUUGUGAAAGAAGCAUGAGUUUUCCUUUGUUGGAUUUUCGGUGAGGAGGAUGUGUUUGAUCAUGUGGUGCAACUGAGGCAGAAUGCAAACAAUCUUAGCGGCCCCUGAAAAAGCUUUUAGUUUCUAAAUAUCGUUUUGGCUCCUGUUAUAAUGCAGUUCUUGUCAAACAUGAUGUUUUUUACUUAAAGAAUAUGUAAAGCAUCUAUAAAAUUUGUCAAUAUUUAAUAUGGUGUUUUACUGUUGUUAAGCCUUAUGCUUUCAUCAUUUAACACUUACACUGAUUGGGAAGUCUGAUGUUUCUUUUAUUUUUUACAUUUUUGUGUGCCAUAUGUUAUGUAUAUGGGUGCUUAAUUAAUGUGGAAAUCAUAAUUGUGUUUACAAAAGCUCUUUUGUAUUAUUUACCUGGGUACUUUACUGUUUCAGGCCCCUUCAGGACCAAAUGUGGCAAAGUCAUUGCUGAAAUAUAAUUUUAUUGCCACAGUCAUUGUUUCUGUUUUUCUUCUUUUUUUUUUUUUCUUUUUAAAUCUUCUCACAUUGUCACAUCUUUGCAUAAAAAAAGGUCCAGAUUAAAACAAUGAUCCUGAAGACUGCUUCACUUUCAGAACUGUCAAAAAUUGCAUCCAAACUGGGAUCUUGUCACCCGCCAACAGAAACGUCAGCUACUGUUCUUCUGUGCCCUCUAAAACAACCGAGUGGGAUGGGCAAAGCGUGUCGACAUUUGGCUUGAAAGAGCCUGUGUCUUCUGGAAAAGACUGAAGGAAAACCUUUGAAGAAAACAAAACUAAGCUUUGCUAUUGUCUUGCUGGGUUCACUGCACUGAUCAAGCACAACCUCUCCAUGUGUACGCAGCUUUUAACAAAUCAUGUACAUAUCAAUCAACUCUGAUGCAAUGGAUAAAUGAAAGACUAUUUUGAUUAAAAUUAAAUAUGUUUCAAAAUUAAA